This is a messenger RNA of Didymodactylos carnosus, 567 nucleotides long. Lineage: Eukaryota; Metazoa; Rotifera; Eurotatoria; Philodinida; Philodinidae. The record is from the annotation of a GenBank genome assembly.
AUGGCAAAUUUACCUUCGAACGUAAAUCAUAUUGUUAUUUGGUUGGAUCAACGCUUCAGUCUUCCAGGCAGCAAUGAAAGGAUGAAAGAAAAAUUUCGACAUGUGACAAAUCCAUUAAAAACAUUUGAUAAACCAACUGUAUGCAUCGAUUUUAUUGAUUCUGUUAAAGAUAAAAAAAUAUUUUUAAUUACCACCGGUCCAUUUGCUCAAGAUUUAGUUCGAGAAGUGCAUGAUUUACCACAAAUAGAGUUCAUUUAUAUUUACACACACGAUAUUAAUGAUCAUUCUCGAUGGGUUAGACAAUAUUCUAAAAUUGGUAUUGAACAUUUAAUUAAUUUUGAUGAAAAUUUACUUGAAUGUCUCAUACACGACAUUGGUGGUUAUUUGAUGCGAGACGGUGAUAAAUGUGAAAGGGGACGGGAGUUAAUACAAGCAAAACAAUUAUAUGAAUAUGCUAAAGGUUUAUAUGAUCAAAUGAGUACAGAAAAUGAAGAAUUUAAAGAAAUUUCAAAUGAAUUACAUCAAAGAAUUACCAAAUUAUCAUCAAAAUCUCGUUUAAAAUCAUAA